This is a messenger RNA of Angiostrongylus costaricensis, 291 nucleotides long. NCBI's taxonomy places the organism in Eukaryota, Metazoa, Nematoda, Chromadorea, Rhabditida, Metastrongylidae. The record is from the annotation of a GenBank genome assembly.
AUGAUUCCAGACAGGCACUUCUCGUUGUCAGUUCCUCUGACGACAGAUGAAGAAGCUGAAGCGGCGCCUGAGCGCGGCGUUCCGCGGCCGCGGAUCCCAGCAGAGCGUCGAGCUGUGCGGCGCGACACCGCUAGGCAACGGAGUGCACGCCGUCCACCACCCGGCCACCUACGGACUGUUCACGGCCUCGCCGAAUCGAGCCUGGAGCCUGUCGGACUCGAUGAACCACCUUGCCGACCGGUACGUGUAGAACUACAUUUCUGCGAGCUGUUGAAUACUCACUCACCAUGA